Molecule: messenger RNA, 8489 nt
Organism: Tachysurus fulvidraco (yellow catfish)
Lineage: Eukaryota; Metazoa; Chordata; Actinopteri; Siluriformes; Bagridae
Product: death-inducer obliterator 1
Exons: 15
Coding region: 440-7672 (2410 amino acids)
Biological process (GO): apoptotic signaling pathway; DNA-templated transcription
Cellular component (GO): nucleus
Source: RefSeq, a predicted model, not a curated record
UUUUCCUGGGUACUGAAUGGACAAGACGCUCCGCUUCCAUGACACAAAAUGGACGCGCUGCAAGUUUGUGCGCGCGCGCGCUUGGAAGUUCGGCAGCGCCGUUUGCCUGAGUUUAGAAUGUCGGUGUAAAUUUAUCACGGAAAAGGAUCAGGUGUUUGUCAAUACGACGUUAUAAACGUUAAAAAAAGAAACCGCCGGGACGUCUGUAGAUGCCGUAUUCGUGCGGUUUGGAGCUCCGGCCGAGCUGCUUGUGAUGGUAAUCCGUCAUGUAAACAUUAGCAUGUUAGCAUCAGUGCGGUCACGUGCGCUCCGCGAGCCCACGGUAACGGUUUAGUUAAUAAUACGAUAAUUAUCAUCAUCACAAACACGUUUGGUGUGUGUUCGUUCAUCCAAAUCCGGUGUGUAAAACGAAUGUAAACACAAGGAGACAGACUGAGCUAUGAUGGAGAAGCAGCAGUUAGAUGAUCCAUCCGCCAAAGAGGCCACUAAAACCUGGGGCUUCCGCAGGAGCACUAUAGCCAGACGGGAAUUCAUCGAAGAAAUCGGAAACCUGGACCCGGAUACGUCGACGUCGCGUCGGAACCAGCGCCAGCCGAGGGGCAGAGGGAGAGGACGAGGACGGGGCAAGAAGCCUGGUGAUACUACGUCAAGUGCCCCUAAAAAAGCACGAGGAGGCAAGAGAGCGGUCCAGACAAAACUAGAACCAGAGUCUGAUUCAGAUAAUUUCAUCACUGCAUCUCAUCAGCUGUGUUUACCACAAAAGACCAGAUCAGACCUCGAGGCGUCGGAUCAAGCCGAAGAUAGCGACGAGCUCACGCUUCGAGAGCUUCAAGAGCGAGCUAGGAAGCGACAAAGAUCUGAGGAGAACAGCACAGGAACGGCAGAUCUGAACGCUGAGAUUGUAAAUAAAGAUGAGGAAGACUCAUGUGGUCUUCUAGAAUCAGAAGUAAAUGUCUCUUCACUCUUUGAACGAAUGGCCUCCGGCUUCUUACCGAUAACCGAAAGCCAGAAAUCAGCUCAAGGUCUUCAGGAAGAGGAGGAACAGGACAAGCAAAAUGAUGCCGACGUGUCUUCGGAUGGCGAUGAAGAAUACAGUGACCCCAAUGCCAUCUACUGUAUUUGUCAACAGAAACACAAUAAUAGGUUCAUGAUCUGCUGUGACCGAUGUAGCGAAUGGUAUCACGGUGACUGUGUAGGCAUCAGCGAGGCCCGCGGUCGUCUCCUGGAGAAGAACGGAGAGGAUUACAUCUGUCCGUCCUGCUCUCCGUGCCAAAGUCCCUUCGACUUCAUGAAUCAGCAGCCCGGGCUCUGUAGAGAUGCUCUGAGCUCCUCGUCCGAGAGCCUGUUCACCUCCUCGGCCGGAGAAGAGCGACCCAGCGAGGACGAGGGCGUUAAAGGGAAGAUCAGAAAGUCCAGCACUCGCAGCACAAAGAGGAGAUUCAAGAUCUUCCAACCGGUGGAGAUCGUCGAAGCCCCGUCCGAGCCCGAAGGUCGAGCCGCGGCGAGGGAGCAGGACGUGGCCGAGGAGCCGGCGAAAGCGCAGGAGGACGACACGGUGGAGACGGCGAAUGAGAAGGACGAUGCUCCUAAGUGCAUCGGUCCAGGCUGUAGAAACGAUGCUUUGCCUGAAUCGGUGUACUGCGGCCAUCAGUGCAUCAUCCGCCACGCUGCCGCCGCCAUGCACGGCCUCUCAGAGCCCAAAGUGCAGCCUGAGAUAAAAAACAAACCUGCACCUAAACCCACGCUUAAGAUCCACAAUCUGGGAAAACUGUUCAAGAAGAAACCGGCGGAGAAGCCGGUCCAGGUCGAGGACGGCGGAAGUAAGGAGACGGGAUCGACCCCCGCUGCUUCUCUCACCCCUGACCCCGUUCGCAAUGCGAUGGGGGAGCAGCGACCCGCAGCAGUCGCUUCAGCACAGUUUUACAAAGCCACAUCAACAGGCUCAGAAAAGGAGACUGCAAAAAUAAAACCAGAUAAAACAUCGCUCACUGCCCACACUGAGACUCUGACAGCUCCAUCAGAGGCCCCUGCUGCUGAAAAAGCCACUGAGGAACCUGCUCCAUCAGCUCCACCGUUUAAAAAACCUACCUCUAAUCCCCUUCCAAGCCGAGCCAAGAAAACCAUGCCGGGUUCUCCUCGUCUCGCUGUAUCCCGCCAACUCCUGAACGAGGUUCCACAAGCCAACAAGAGUGUCUUUACUGCCCCCCCGAAGCCAUGCCAGUCUCAAGAGGCUUCUAACACACCCCAGGCCUCAAACUCAUCCCCCGACGUCCGAGUCCUGCCCGUCACUCCUGCUCCGGUCCCGCCGUCCAGACCUCUCCAAACUCAUCCCAACAUGCAGAUGAGACAGAACAUCAGGCGGUCUCUAGUUGACACCUUGCUGAAAAGGGUGAAGGACAGCGACGAUUUAGACAUCCCUAAGAGCGAAGUUGAAAAGCUGGCUGUAAACAUCGAGAGAGAGAUGUUCAACAUGUACUACACUACUGACAACAAGUACAAGAUUAAAUACAGAUCUGUCCUCUUAAGCUUAAAAGACCCCAAGAACAAGAUUCUUUUCUACCAGGUUGUGAAGGGACACAUCACACCAUUUAAACUAACCCGUCUGAGCGAUCCCGAGCUUCUGUCUGUUCAGGAAAGUGUAGCAAAUCCUUUACCGCUAAAGGAACAGCCGCCUCCUCUUUGCGCAGACACAGAGCAUCAUCCGUCGGGGUCUGAAAGCAAAAUGGUCAAAACUGAUAGCACGGCUGCAUCGUUAUCGGAGGGGAAAUUGUCUCCGGUCAGACAGGCCCAGAUGAAGAAACCCAGUACUGCUGUGUCAGACAUUAUCAGCAGCAUGCUGAAAGACACUACGGCAGAACACAAAACUCACCUCUUUGACCUCAAAUGCAGGAUAUGUACCGGUCAGAUUUCUGCUGAUGAGGACCCUGAUGCUAAGAUGCUCAAAAAGGACGAACCAAAGGUCGAACAAGAGGAGAAAAACCCAAGUGCUGUUCCUGCAUCUGAUAAAAACCUGAAAUCUGCUGGCUUUAGAGAUGAUUCCAACGUUAUGGAGUCUCCCGCUUCUCCAACCGCAGAAGACUAUAACGCACCGAAAACUCAGCCGGCCGUUUCUCCGCCUGUGAUCCCUGCAGUUUCCAUAGUGACCAUAACGAGAAGGGAUCCACGGACAGCAGGAUACCUUUCUGCAGCGUCUUCUUCUGUCGUCCCAGUAUCCGUUCCCGCUCCUGAUCCCGCCUCUGUUUCUGUUCCAGACCCACCCAAGUAUCUAACCACAAUUCCAAAUGUUAAGGAGACGGUUAAGGAACCAAAGGCAGCUGAGUGUAUGCAGCCACCAGCACCACCACUGCUUAUGCCCAAGUCCAUAUUGAUGAAGCCUUCAGCCACAUCAGUUCCAAGGUUUUACGGUUCACCGGGUCUAAACACAGGAUUGCCGAGCUCUCAUACCCCAGCCGACAGCGAGACAAUUAACUUCUUGUCCAAACAAGAUACGCUAUGGAAAGGGUUUCUCAACAUGCAGUCGGUGGCCAAGUUCGUCACAAAAGGAUGCAUAAUCUCAGGAUCUGCAGAGGUUCUCAAAAAGGACUUGCCAGAUACCGUUCACAUCGGUGGUCGGAUAUUACCGCAAACAGUUUGGGAAUAUGUUGAGAGAGUAAAGACAUCUCUAACUAAGGAGCUGUCUUUAAUUCGCUUUUAUCCAGCAUCCGAUGAAGAAGAGGUCGCGUACGUCUCCCUGUUCUCAUAUUUCAACAGCCGCAGCAGAUUCGGAGUGGUUUCUAACAUUGGCAACAAUAUUAAAGAUAUUUAUCUCAUUCCUUUACGUGCAAAUGAGCCUAUUCCUUCUGUACUUCUGCCAAUAGAAGGCCCAGGUCUCGAACAAAAUCACCCCAAUCUUCUAAUUGGCCUGGCAGUUUGUCAGAAAUCAAAGCGUCCCGGAGCACAGAUGCAAGACACCGACGAGAAAAGACCAAGAAUCCAGAUUCCACAGGAUCCUCAAGUUAUGAACCUUCCUACCAUUUCUGCAGUUAAACAUGAUGAGCCUUAUGACCCAGAUAUUGCAAUCAGCACCACUCCACCUGAAUCUCCAUCUUCUUUGAGAUCACCCAAUUUAUCUUCUUUCUCCUUAAACGCUUCAUCAGGAACAUCAGCGCUUUCUAAUAUUCAUGCUGCAGAAACUACUCCGGCGUCCACCAGCACAGUUGCAAAGAUCAUGUCUUCUAAUGUCCCACCACUUUAUGGUACCUCUUCUACCACUAAUACACCGCUCCAAACCAUUCUUAACACAAUAUUUGGUAAAAAGAAACAAAGCCCUGAUUUUGCAUUGAGCGAAACCGCUCCUACAGCAAUAAAUGAACCAGCGAUACCUUCUCCAACUGUAGACCCCAUUGUUCAACAGUAUCAUCAGGCUUCGAAGACUACGGUGGAGUUUGAUGAUAAUGAUAGACCUUAUGACCCUGAGGAAGAGUAUGACCCAGCAUUAGGAUAUCAAAAGCUUUCUCCCUUGAAACCACUUGAAAUGUCAAAACCUAAUAUGUUACCUACUGGUGCUAAGGACUGUCAUGAUGAUGAUAGACCCUAUGAUCCAGAAGAGGAAUAUAAUUUGGGGAAAAAAGUUGAUUCUAGUACUACUAUAAUAUUAUCUGCAACUGAACCAUUAUUAGGAAACUCUGCAGUGAAGGAUGAUGUGGAAUAUGAUCCAGAGGAUGACACUGUCUUUGAAGAGCUGCAGAAUUACCUUACAGAUAAUAAAUCUGCAAACUCCGAACGUGGGACGUCGUCGACCAUGUCGUUAUCCGAGCAACAGAAAAUGUUGGAAGAUUUGAACCGGCAGAUAGAGGAACAGAAGCGCCAGCUUGCGGAGCAGGAGGAAGCUUUGCGUAUUCAGAGAGCUGCCGUUGGGGUUUCCAUGGCCCAUUUUUCUGUCUCUGAUGCUCUCAUGUCACCACCACCACGUUUUGGUAGGGAACCAGACGAAGAAGCGGAAAAAACACUAACUGAUACUGCGGUUAAUCUGAAUAGAGAUGCGAGGUUGCACUUGAGGCAGAACACUGUUAAUCCUGCAGUGAUGAGUCAUAGUGAAAUUGUAAAUGAAAAAUGGGAAUGUUCUCAGAGCAGUCUGGUCAACAAUUCUCUAGAGCAUCAUUUGUCAAAAAAUGAUCAAGAUUUAUCAUUAGGUAAGUCUAAUGACAAAAGAUCCAGCAGUGUUAAUAUGACAGUGAGGAAUUCUGCGAGGAAUUCGGAAAAAAGGACACAUAUGGGUGCAUCUGAACGGCAGGAAGGAACAUCAUCAUCAUCGUCUGGUAAUAAGAAUGUUCAACACUCCCAUUCAUCGUCAGAAGAUUCAGGCAAAACGAGACAAAGUCGUUCAUCUCAGAGAAAAUAUCACAGCCCUCCCCAAAGAAGGUCGGGACAGGAGACACGUAGGUCAUACCAUGAGAAAAGAAGCUCUGAUCGGUCAAAAGACGAUGGACGGCGCAGAAGAGGUAGACGUUCUCCUGAACAGUCCUCCAGACGAAGCCGUAGUCAUAGGCGCGGGAAGGAAAGAACGUCAUCACGGGAGAGAGAGCGGCACCUUCAGAAAGGUACGUCGUCAAGACAUAGUAGUACAAGGGACAGACAGCAUUCGUCUUCAAGGUCACGUUCAACUCGGAGUAGAACAUCUCCAGAGCUGGGAAAUAAUCAGUCUGAUCAAAAAGAGAAAUCAUCAUCAAGGCAGAAGAAUGAGCCCAACACUGAAACAACAGACGGUACAAACAACGUAGCACCUAAGCUGCCUCAGAUUCAGAGUGAUACACCUCAAAAUGAGGCUUCUGGGAGUGGAGAGCCAAAAGUAACCAAGAUACAGAAAGCUGAUAUUACAAAACUUGACACUGAUCAGUCCUCCCAUACAGAGCAGCCAUCUUCUGAGCGUUCUUGUGGUACUCAAAGGAAGCAAGUGCAAUUAGAACCUAAUCAAAUCCAGAAUGACUGUACAUCCAAGGCAAAUCCAUUGCACAGAGUUGAGUUUCACAAAAACAAGCCACAUUCUGAGAAAUUGUCGAUACAUCCAGGUAGGAACAACGAGUCCCGUAACACCAGACAUCAGCAUUGUAGUCUCAGAGAAAAUGUAUUACAUAAUAGUGAGACUGAUUUUAGUCAUGGUACAGAUAAACAGUCAUUAUGGAAGGAGUCUGAACAUCUCCCUCAGAAGAUGCCUAAAAUAGAGGGGGGAGAUUUCCCAGAGACCGACGUGGUUUAUUCCAGAAAUCCUCGAAAGGUUUGGCCACAGAGGCCAUCAAAAUUACGAGGAAAUGAUCCAGAAAUGGUUUUACUCCAAAAUCAGAAAAGUAAUUUCUUAAUGGAUGAUAAGUUACAUUCUGGAGACCUUACACAACAAGGGGUUCAGUCAGUUGAAUGUGUUGAUUUGCCACAAUUGGAAAGCCAUGUACAAAGAAAUAUCCAUCCUAGAGAUGAAUUCAGGCCAAGAGCACCCGAGGUUCAGUGGAGAGGCCCACAUCAUAGGAUGGGUGGUCCGAGAGGCCCAACCCAUUCCAGGAUUCCCAGAGCUCCACACCCUGAGCGUUUUGAAGGCUGUAGACUUGCAGGUCCAAGAGGUCCAAGGCCAAGGAUAUUUGAUGAUUGUGGGUCAUGUACAGACUUUGUACCAAGGGGUCCAACUUCUUCACCUGGGCUUCGAAGAUUUAGACUAAGGGGGCCAAGCCCAGUUCCUUCACCUCACUCUUCUGGACCUAAGGGACGAGUCCUAAGACCUGGAAUGUUUGAGGCUCCUGAACCACAAAGUUUUGGGCCUAGAGAUGAAUUCUCAGAUCCUGAUAUGUACGAUGGUUCAUUUACCUUUGCAGGGUCAACACAAAGAGAGUUUGACCGAAGAGACCCUCAUUUAGAAGAUGUUGAUAAUUCAUGGGCAUGUAAUGUACCUCAUCAGGUUGAUAGAGAACCAUUUUUAGAAUUUAGACACCCUAGAGGACGUGGCCCACCUCAACAGUAUCAUGAAAAUAUGUUUGACAGUAGAGAUUCAGAGCAAAUGAAUUUUAAUGAUUCAAGACACCGUAAUCUUCCAUUUGAUGAGGAAGAAAUAGGGCACCUACCACUUCAGCAUUCAGAGGAUCCAAGGGAUUAUGCUCACAAUUUUGCUAAUGAAAGUUUCCUAAAUCCACAAGAACCAAGAGGUCAUCAAAAUCUGACUCCUCAUCCUGUGCGAACCAGGAGUCCAGCACAUGCUAGGAACCGUCCACAAAGAGCUCGCCAGUUCGAUGAAUGCAGAGAUCAAGCAAUGGAAUUAGAAACAGAGGAACCGCAUUUUGCAAAGCCUGAUAUUUUUGAAGAUAGUAUAGGUUGCGAAUCAGCUACUGAACUGAAAGUUAGGCGCUUUAACCGCCCUCAAAAUAUCAGGGCACCAAGAGCCCCGUCACCUCAUUUUCAUGACAAAAGGAUGCCUUCACAACGGAACACAGACUUGCACAAGGAUAAACCAUGUUCUUCACAAUUGUCAUUGCUAUCCACCCCCAAACCUCCAGGGGCAAAGGUGCCUAAUGCAAUUCAGCACCAGAACCCGAUGCAACCACGUAUCCGGUUCGAUACCCCAACCAAGGAACCAGGUAUUCGCCCUUUGAGGCUCUCUGGACCUUUGCUCCCAACACCCCCUGGAGGUCCAAUAAGAUUUUACAAACCUUAGCAUUUAGAGACCUUAUCUUCAUGAGUUGCCUCAGCGUUCUCACUCUAGAGGACCCAUGGGUGAUCUUAAUAAUGAUCAAGAAGGAUUAACCUGUCAGCGUUUCUUUCAAGAAGGAGAAAUGGAAGAGUUAGUAGCCAAAGAGGAAGAAUACGGUCAUCAGUUUCAAGAGGCAGGAAGAAGGAAUUGUACUGCCAGAAGUGGUCGCACUAGACCAGAGGAUUCAGGAGAAAGAGGGAUUUGUUGAGACAUGGAAAUUAACAGCGAUACAGAUAUCAAAACAGGCAUUGAGAAGCAUUAGUAUAUGGUCUUAGUCCAGAGGUAAUGCAAGCGAGUCAUGCACUGAUUGGUUAUAGAAUUGAGAUUAUUCUCGUAUAGCCAAAGGAAAAACAAAUAAUGACUGACUGAUAGCUUAAAAGCAGAGUUCAUAUGAAAAUGGUGAAUAUGCUGAAAUGCUUUGUUAGCAACUACACAAGUUUAGUGUUUGUGGUUAAAAUCACAUUCUUUAGUUUACUUCUUAAUAAUUAAUAACAAGAAAUCUCUGUAUUCGGUUGUCAACCUUUUUUAUGUCAGACAAAAAAAAAAACAGUCUGUGAAGCAUUUAGUUGACUUUUGCUUUUUCUUUGUAGCAACAUCACUGAAACAUUUGUCUCGAGGGGGGGGGAGUUUGUUUCUGAGAAAUUCUUUGACACUGAGUUUCCAGUUUAUUAUGCAUUAUAUCUGUAUACCAAAUAAACUCAAAACAGUGUAUAUAUGUAUAGAUGGAGUUGUCAGUUUUUGUAGGUGUACAGAUUUAAUUACAAAUAAAUUGUGAAUUCUG